AAUGGCGUUCAGCCCACCAAGCCAGCCCUCAGUGCUCUCAAGCAACGCAGUGACUUCACCCUCAUGGCCAAGUGAGUCCAACUGCCAGCGCCACUCCCACCAAUCUCACCCAAAGAGCCAGCCAACCUGUUUACAGUACACAACCCCAUUUUCUCAGGGGUGUCGCUGACACCUGUGUGUCUGAUUGAAGUUUAGUAAAUAGCCAGUUAUUGUUGUGUUGCUGUUAGUUUCUCCAUGGUGUUUAGUAAAUAGCCAGUUAUUGUUGUGUUGCUGUUAGUUUCUCCAUGGUGUUUUGAUCACAUUGUAGCUUAGUGUGAUCUUUUUGGAAUGUAGGCUGCUCUUUUCUGUUAUCUUAUCAUCUUACCUUACAAAUCAAAUUUGAUUGGUCGCAUACACAUAUUUAGCAGAUGUUAUUGCAGGUGCAGUGAAAUGCUUAUGUUCCUAGCUCCAACAGUGCAGUAAUACCUAAAAAUACAAAACACAUUCAUCUAAAAAAUAUGAAAUAUCAGAACGAGCAAGGUCUGAGUCCGGAAUAUAAAUAUAUAUGUAUAUAAUGGUGUGUAUAGACAGUAUGGAAUAUAAAUAUAUAUGUAUGCAUACAAUGGUGUGUAUUGACAGUAUAUGAAUAGAAAAUGUGUGUACAGCAGUAGUUAUAUAGGAUGAGCCUUGACUAGAAUACAGUAUAUACAUAUGAAGUGGGUAAAACAGUAUGUGUUCCAUGACUAUGUACAUAGCGCAGAGGUCUCUAAGAUCCAGGGUAGAGUACCUGCACCUUCAUGCAGCUAUGCACAUGCGUUAGCAGAUUCCUUUCACUGUUUUGAUGUUUAGUCCUAUGACUGUGAUGCCAAUCUCCUGUUCUGUUUAACCCUUCAGGAGAAUAGGGGAAGACUUGAGUAAAACGUUUGCUAAACUAGAGAAACUCACUAUAUGUAAGUAUAUGUCAAUAUUUAUGUUUUAACGUUUGGCAUGAAUAGCAAUUUUGAAUAACUUGUUAUGUCAAAGUUAUGCGUAUAUGACUGUUUUGACCUUUUCAGUGGCUAAAAGAAAAUCUCUAUUUGAUGACAAGGCAGUGGAGAUUGAGGAGUUAACCUACAUCAUCAAGCAGGUGAGAUUUUUUAUUUUAUUGACACAGAUACCGUAAAAGCAGUCGGCUGUCUCUCGUCAUGAAUUAUAAAUGGCAAACACGAUGACUAGUCCGUCAGGUGGAAUCUCGUCAAAAGGCAAACCUAGCUGUUUUAGUGGGCGCAGUCUGUCUAUUACACUGCUGUUCCCUGUUUGACUCUUCUCUUCUGUAUGUCUCCCUCUAUUCCCCCUCUUAGGACAUUAACAGCCUGAACAAGCAGAUAGCCCAGCUGCAGGAUCUGAUCCGUUCACGUGGAGCGCCCAGUGGCAGACACAUCCAGACCCAUUCCAACACCAUCGUCGUCUCCCUGCAGGUCUUACUGCCAGUGCCUCUCUACUGCAUUAUGUAACUGAUGUGGAUGAGUAAAAUGAUGUAGCCAUAUGAAACCUGAGGCUUUAAUAAUCAACAAUCACGUUUUUUUGUUUUUUUGCAGUCCAAACUGGCGUCUAUGUCCAAUGACUUCAAGUCAGUUCUAGAAGUAAGAACAGAGGUAAGAUUCACUGGAACUUCCGGCCACUGGAACUUUCUGCCAUUGAACCUCAAGAAUUCUAAUAAUUCUAGUUUACAUUUAUCGUUCUCUCUCUCGUUCUCUCGUUCUCUCGAUGCCUCUCUCUCUAGAACCUGAAGCAGCAGAAGAGCAGAAGAGAACAGUUCUCUCAGCCUCCUGUCUCUUCUUCUCCUCUCCUCGCCAACAACUUCAGUAAGAUAAAACACCAUGUUUACCUCACCUUCAGCCUCUCAUUCCUACACCAGAUAACUUCACGAAUGUCUCUUUGAAUUUCAAACACAGAACUUUAUUUUCUCUUCUUUCUAACUGACCAUCUCAUCUGCCAGAGAGUUCAGUGUUGAUGCAGGAUGAGUCCAGGAAUAUGGGGGGUGAGGUGGCCAUCGACAUGGACAACCAGUCUAACCCUCUACAGCUCCAGCUCAUUGAUGAGCAGGUACAAACACUUUAUUAUCACUUGUAUUGUGUGUGUGUCUGUCAGUGUUACUAUAAUGUUGUUUCUCUGUGGUGUAGGACUCGUACAUCCAGAGCCGUGCAGACACCAUGCAGAACAUUGAGAGCACCAUCGUAGAGCUGGGCUCCAUCUUCCAGCAGCUGGCUCACAUGGUGAAGGAGCAGGAGGAGACAGUACAGAGGUGAGGGAGGUGAGGGAGGGGAGGGGAGGGAGGGAGGGGGGAGGGAGGGAGGGAGGAGGGGGAGGGAGGGAGGGGGAGGGAGGGAGGGAGGGAGGGGGAGGAGGGAGGGGGAGGGGAGGGAGGAGGGGAGGGAAGGGAGGGAGGGAGGAGGGAAGGGAGGGAGAGGGGAGGGGAGGGAGGUGAGGAAGGAAGAACAGAGGAGAAACUUUGAGAUGCUUAAGCACUGCCAGAUCUUUCUCUAAAGCCCUAUGUGUGUGUUCCUGUCCUCCUCUGUAGGAUUGAUGCUAACGUGGAGGACACCCAGCUCAACGUGGACAUGGCUCACACAGAGAUCCUCAAGUACUUUCAGUCUGUGUCCUCCAACCGCUGGCUCAUGGUCAAGAUCUUCCUCGUCCUCAUCGUGUUCUUCAUCGUCUUCGUGGUCUUCCUCGCCUGA
Molecule: messenger RNA, 2699 nt
Organism: Coregonus sp. 'balchen'
Lineage: Eukaryota; Metazoa; Chordata; Actinopteri; Salmoniformes; Salmonidae
Source: the annotation of a GenBank genome assembly